Salvelinus namaycush (lake trout) is the source of this 1317-nucleotide messenger RNA. RefSeq lists its product as uncharacterized. NCBI's taxonomy places the organism in Eukaryota, Metazoa, Chordata, Actinopteri, Salmoniformes, Salmonidae. The record is from RefSeq and is a predicted model, not a curated record. The transcript has 2 exons. The coding region runs from base 422 to 1054 and encodes 210 amino acids.
ACAAGUGACCAGGCAACUUGAUUUUCUCCAAUAAGUUGGGAAACAAAUCCCUGUUAUACGUAUAGGCUACUCAACAUCCACAAUUUACCUGGCAAUCUCUCUAACCCACUGGGGUUCACUUUCUAGACCUAGAAAUAUAGUAUUUAUCUCGCUACAGCGUUCCAUUCCCAACACUUCUUACCCCAAAAAUCUGGUAUCUAUUAUCCAAAACUCAGAGUUUGUGUCAUUUCAACAGACUCGUACAAUCAAGAGAGACUCGAGCGAGGGUUAUAUAUCUGACAAGUCGUCGUCCAAUGAGGCAGUGGACCAGCUCAGCCCUGAAGCCAGUGAGAGAGCAGUCGUGGCUGUGAGGGGGGCAUCAACAGAGGCUGCUGCUCUGGGUGAUCUGGUAGGGGGUCCAGAGCCAGACGACUCUCCCUCCAUGGGGACCCAGCCACGGAGCCACUUCAGCAGGCAGCCUGUCAAGUACCAGCGCCAGCCCACCCCGGGUCUCCGCCGCUCCGCGGGCGCUACCAGUGCCGGGCAGCUCGGGGAAGAGGAUGAGGAUGAAGAGGAGGAUGAAGAGGAGGAGAGGAAGAGAAACCAACCGAGGAGCGCAGACAGCAGCCGUAGCCCCUCCCCUGAACCUGAACCUGUUAGCCAGAGAAUGAGAAUCCUUCGAUUGGAGCUCCCCCCCGAGACAACCGCCUACCACCUGCUCAGCCAGGCUGGAGGCCACGCCCCAGAGAGCCAGACGGAAAGAGAGAAGACACCCCCAUAUGAGGUUCCACAGGGCAGGCUGCGGGCGGGGACAGUGGUAGUAGAACCAUCAAUAGCUGCAACAACAGCAGGAGCCAAUCCGACGCCGAGCACCGGUGCUCAGGAGGCGGGGCUUAGGAGUCGGUCUGCCACAUUGUCUCAGCUGAACGUGAACCAGUCCAAUAACAGGCAGGGGUGGGUGGGUGAGAGGCGGAGACUGAGCGGAGAGGAGGGUCUUAGUGGCCCGGCUCGGAAGAUUCUGUCAGGGCUGAAGCUCAGACGUAGCCACUCAGGACUGCAGCAACACUUUGUCUGAGGAGGAGGAAGGUUGGAACUGUGAACCAUAGAAUUAGAAUCACAUUCGAGAACGGACAUUCCCCAUUCAAGUCAAAGUUCCGUGGACUGGCAGGAUUCUAUUUCUAUGGUUAAACCCAUAGAAGGGAUGAAUUGUAUUGUGUAACAUCAAGUGUUUUUUUUACAGUGAAAAAUGACAUACACUCAUGAUUACUCAAGAAUACUCAUGAUUACAGAACAUACUAACACACAGUACCAGUCAAAAGUUUGGACACACCUACUCAU